Molecule: messenger RNA, 1118 nt
Organism: Epinephelus fuscoguttatus (brown-marbled grouper)
Lineage: Eukaryota; Metazoa; Chordata; Actinopteri; Perciformes; Serranidae
Gene: mrpl32
Product: mitochondrial ribosomal protein L32
Exons: 3
Coding region: 103-648 (181 amino acids)
Biological process (GO): translation
Cellular component (GO): mitochondrial large ribosomal subunit
Molecular function (GO): structural constituent of ribosome
Source: RefSeq, a predicted model, not a curated record
UGAUGACGUAGUAAACUUCCGCUCCGUGACCGUGAGCUAUUUGACAUGUUGGACGCAUGGAUGUAGUAGUUUGGACGGAAAAGUAACGUGCUGUCAACAAAUAUGAUGAAUUUAUCAGCGUUAGUUCACAGCCUCAGGUGCUCUUUGUUACACAUUGAGAGGAGACUCCUGCAGGCGGCCGGACUGGACACACAGCUGGCUCCAGCAUUGGCAGUGAACGGUCCCAGCCUCCUGCCUCAACUCCACAGGGAGGAUGAGCUGGAGAAGCAGCAGAGCCCGGAGCAGCCUCCUGGCCUCAUGGACAGCAUCCUGUGGAUGGCUGCACCAAAGAAAAGACGCACCAUAGAGGUCAACCGCACCAGGAGGAGAGCUGUUGAGAAACUCAUAAAAGUCAAGACCAGCAUUGAGCCAUGCCCAGAGUGUGGCCAUUUGAAGCAGAAACACAUCUUGUGUGCCUUCUGUUACGCCAAGGUGUGCAAGGAGACAGCUAAGAUUCGUUAUCAGAUAAAAGCGAUGGAAGGCGGCCCGCUGGGAGCCCCGACUGUGGAGACUGUCAUCCUGUAUGACGGUGAAACACCAAGUCAGCAGGACAAGGACAAGAGGAUAGUGGAGAUGCCCAGGAAGAGGCCGUACUGGUUCAGCUAUUGAUGCUGGGAUAUUAACACUGUGUGUGAUGCAUACUUUGAGUUUGACACAAGUCUGGUCAGACGCACACUGAUUCUUUACAUAAUGUAACAAACAGCGUUUAUUUGUCCAGUCUGUUGUUCGUUAAAUGAAGAAGGCUGAUGUGUUAGUUUUGUUUCCACAAACAUCUUCCAUAAAACGAUUGAUCAGCACUGACAUCAGGAGCCCUGAUAAAUGCUGGCACAUCAGACAUACCUGUUCACUGAUCUCUGUGAACAUACUGAUUGAUGUGUGUGUUUAGGGCAGCCUCAAGGUCAUUGGAGUUUAAAGCAUCAGAUGUUUUUUCAUGCUUCAACUGCUAUAUUUCAUAUUUUCAUCUGAGAUAUUUACUGUAUAUUUGAAUGUUUGAGAAUAAAUUCAUUAUUUGAAAAAAUAAUUUUAAUGUAUCUGCUUUGUUCACCUUUUUAAAAUAAAUGAGACCAUGCAGUGUACAA